Molecule: messenger RNA, 5905 nt
Organism: Callithrix jacchus (white-tufted-ear marmoset)
Lineage: Eukaryota; Metazoa; Chordata; Mammalia; Primates; Cebidae
Source: RefSeq, a predicted model, not a curated record
UUCCCUGUGUCCAAGGCUGGUUUCUGGGUUUCUCUCUAGUCGCGCCUCCCUUGCAAACCCUAGGCGGUGGGGUCCGCGUGCUCGCGCUGCGGGCGGCCACGGCCCUUCCCCGAGCGUGCUGGACCCGAGCGCAGCGUGCAGCCUCCGCAGCGACUGGUGAUUCUCAGCAACUGCGACUUAAAUGCCCUUCGGGAAGCCCUGGAAACUCCCCCCUCCUGCCUCGGGCCACCGCCUUCUGCGUGGUGAGCAAGGCGUCCAGCAGCCUCCCGGUUCCCACACUCGGAACUGGAUGGCUUGAGCCAGCUGGGCACGGAAGCGGGAGCCAGGCAGGCAGCGCAGCCGAGAGGGCAGGGGCUGUGCCUGCAGGGUCGCGGUUCCCUGACUCGGACCUGGAUGGCUUGAGCCAGCUGGGCACGGAAGCCGGAGCCAGGCAGGCAGCGCAGCCGAGAGGGCAGGGGCUGUGCCUGCAGGGUCGCGGUUCCCACACUCGGAACUGGAUGGCUUGAGCCAGCUGGGCACGGAAGCCGGAGCCAGGCAGGCAGCGCAGCCGAGAGGGCAGGGGCUGUGCCUGCAGGGUCGCGGUUCCCACACUCGGAACUGGAUGGCUUGAGCCAGCUGGGCACGGAAGCCGGAGCCAGGCAGGCAGCGCAGCCGAGAGGGCAGGGGCUGUGCCUGCAGGGUCGCGGUUCCCACACUCGGAACUGGAUGGCUUGAGCCAGCUGGGCACGGAAGCGGGAGCCAGGCAGGCAGCGCAGCCGAGAGGGCAGGGGCUGUGCCUGCAGGGUCGCGGUUCCCUGACUCGGACCUGGAUGGCUUGAGCCAGCUGGGCACGAGAGCGGGAGCCAGGCAGGCAGCGCAGCCGAGAGGGCAGGGGCUGUGCCUGCAGGGUCGCGCUUUCCAGAAACAGACCCGGAUCCAGCCUGGAUCUCACAACUGUGUUGUGUUAUCUAAAUGUGUUAAAAUACAUUUAGAACUGUGGGGCGGAGGGCAUGUGCCCAGUUCGCCUGGACUUUUCCUCAGAACCGCAGAGUGGUUUCUGUGGACAUUCUAGAGAAGUUCUGCGAAUGCUGGACUUAGGUUUUAUUUCCUUGUUUUUAUAGACAGCGUCUCAGUUUGUCAUACAGGCUGAAGAGCAGUGGUGAGACCACGGCUCAUUGCAGCCUCAACCUCCCUGGUCUCAGGUGAUUCUCCAUGUCAGCCUCCUGACAGCUGGAUUACAGACACACCCUACCAUGCUCGGAUAAUUUUUAUAGUUUUAGUAGACACAGGGUCUCGCUCUGUUGCCCAGGCUGGCCUUGAACUCCUGGGCUCAAGUGAUCCUCCCUCCUUGGCCUCCCAAAGUUCAGGAGUUACAGGCCUGAGCAACCUUGCCCAGCCUCAAUUCAUUUUAAACUAUUAAAAAGCUGUCAAGGGCAGGCAGCCACUGCACUCCAGCCUGGGUGACAGACUGAGACCCUGACUCAAGAAAAAACAAAAGCUGCCCAAAUAAAUUUUGUAGGUACCCUCAAGGAAGGGACUGUAACUACCUGCUCUUUAAGUGUAAACUAUGCAUAGCCCCUUCCUCCCAAAGAGUGCAGUAAACAGUCACUUUGUUGUGGAGAAACUGCCAGGUGACUCAGGUCAGCCUCAGAGUUACACUUGAGGUGACUGUCUGAUGUGAUGGAAUGACAGUGGCCCUUCACCCCUAGAGGCUUCCUUUCUGUACCCUGCAGUCCCAGCCUAACCAGGAGAAAACAGACAAAUUUCAAUUGAGGGACAUUCUUCAAAACACCUGCCCAGUACCCUUCAAACCUGUGAAGGUCAUCAAAAGUGAAGAGUCUGAGAAGGAGCCUGAAGAGAGAACUAAACGUAAUGAAGUGUUCUUAUGGGUACCGGGUACCGCCUUAGGGACAUGAGGCAAACCCGAGGAAAUUAUCAAAGUGUGGACUUCAGUUAACUGCGUCUUAAUAUUGGUUCAGUAAUCAUAACAAAUGGACCAGGCAUAGUAUGUCACACCCAAAAAUUAGCCUGUAGUUCCAGCUACUUGGGAAGCUGAGGCAGGAGAAUCGCUUGAACCCUGGAAGUGAAGGUUGCAGUGAGCUGAGAUUGCACAACUGCAUUCUAGCCUGGGCACUGCAGCAAGACUCCAUCUUAAUAAAUAAUUAAAAAAAUUUAUAACAAAUAUAGCAUAGUAAGGUAAGAUUUUAAUAAGAGGAAGCCAGUGGCUCACACCUGUAAUCCCAACACUGGGAGACCGAGGUGGGCAAAUCAUGAGGUCAGGAAUUCGAGACCUGCCUGAGAAACAUGGUGAAACCCCGUCUGUACUAAAAAUGAGCUGGGUGUGGUGGCCUGUGCCUGUAAUCCCAGCUACUACGGAGGCUAAGGCAGGAGAAUCGCUUGAACCCAGGAGGCAGAAGUUGCAGUGAGCCAAGAUCACACCACUGUACUCCAGCCUGGGCAACAAGAGCAAAACUCCGUCUCGAAAAGAAAUAAGAAGGGAAGGCACAUGUAAUAUGUGGGAUCCCUCUCCAUGUACUAUCUUCUCAAGUCUCUGUAAAUCUAAAACUCUUCUUAAAAGACCUGUUUAAAGAAAAACCUGACAAAUCUGUGCCCUGUGGAGCGUGUUAUGUAUAUUACUAGAGAUGCCAAGGAGGCAGUUCUUAGUGCCUCCCAGUCACUUCGUAAUCAGAGCGGGGGGCACGCAGGCACAAGUCACUCCUUAAGUCAGUAUUUCAAACCAUAUGUAAUGGUAUACUUGAUCAAUACAUAAAUGUCAUAGGCAUUCCACAUCUAACAAGGUGAUAUUUCACAAGAGAAGGGAAGGAAGAAAAGUUAACCAGUCCAAGGAAAAGGAGAAUCUGUUGUCUUUCCUGUGGGCGGAGCCUUCAGCAGCAGCAGCAGCAGCAGCAGCAGCGACAGCAAGACCGAGUCUGUACAGCUGCUGUGACCUGGUGGAGUUCCGCUCUGCAUGGCCGUAGAGUUCUCUGAAGCUGGAGCAAGAACGGGAGAAUAUGGAAGGGGGGCCUCAGGGCCUCCACCUCGAGCCAGGAAAUGAGGACCAGCUGGAUGAUGCCCUGCAGACUGCUCUGAAGAGAAGGAGGGAGCUUCUGCAGAGACUCCAGGAGCAGCACCUCCUGGACGAGCUUUCUCGGGCCCAGGCCUGGAGUGCGGCACGCAGAGGAGCCCUCGGGUCAGCCCUGUCCCCAGAGCUGACCCCCACAGGCGUCCUACAUGCUGCCUCCCCACCUCCGCUGACCCUAGACCCGCCAAGGAUCAUCCUGCCUACGGUCCCCCAGCCUCCUGCCACCGUCAUUCAGCAGCUACCUCAGCAGCCGCUUAUAGCACAGAUUCCUCCGCCCCAGGCCUUCCCUACUCAGAGGUCAGGAAGUAUUAAGGAAGACAUGGUGGAGCUGCUGCUGCUGCAGAAUGCACAGGUGCACCAGCUGGUCCUGCAGAACUGGAUGCUCAAGGCCCUGCCUCCAGCCCCGCAGGACCCACCACAUGUGGCCCCAGGGGUCCCACGAACUACCAGGCGGAAGCUGCCUGCUGUGCACCACCACCACCACCACCACCACCACGCUGCGUGGCCGCUGGGGGCUGCCACUGUCCUCCAGCCCACCCCCAGCCCGUGGAUGCCCAGCCAACCCUGAGUGUGAGUCACAGGAACCCUGGCCGGGCACCUUCCACCCCCGGGCUUCCUCAGGGCUGUGGGCUAUGCCAGGACCAUGGAAAGGGGCAGGGUCCUUCCCUGCCCGGGGGCAGGUGGUGGUAGUGGUGGUGGUGCACAGCAGGCAGCUUUGGCCUGGCAGCUCAGCUCAUGGCAUCCCUUGCUCUGGGACCCCUGCGGUGAGGGGCCUGUGUACCUGCCCAGGGCAGCAGUCCCUCCCAAGGACCCCUCCUUUCCUGUAGGGCAUCGCCGGCCCACCAGGAGCCUCAGGUCCCCCUCUUCCAUCACGGAGGUAAAGUCCAGGCUGUAGACGCCACCAGAUGAGGAUCCUGAAAUGAAGAUUUCAUUCAGAAAGGUUAAGAAAGCUUUAGCUCAGGAGCCAGAAUAGAAAAGAUCAGUCAAUACCUUUAGCCACAUGGAAGUCUGAACAUCCUGAUGGGAAAAAUACCACAAAGUCAAACUUAGUAACUGGGGCCUGUGUGCCGCAGGUGUGGAACAGAGUCCACUAAAGAAGUGGGGGUGUGUGGCUCACGCCUGUAAUCCCAGCACUUUAGGAGGCUGAGGCAGGAGGAUCACUUGAGCUCAGGAAUUUGAGACCAGGCUGGGUCACAUAGUGAGACCCUGUCUCUACAGAAAAUAAAGCUAAAAAACUAACCAGGUGUGGUGAAAUGCGCCUGUGAUCUCAGCAGCUCUGGAGGCUGAGGCGGGAGGAUUGCUUGAGCCCAGGAGUUAGCAGCUGCAGUGAGCCAUGAUGGAAGCACUGCACUAUAGUCUGGGCCACAGAGCAAGAUCCUGUCUCAAAAAAUAAAAUAGUGAAAGAAGCCAGCUGUGCAUGAUGUGAUCCCUUUUGAGGUAAGACGAAAAGAAAGGGAGAGUGCCAAUGCUAUAAACGCAGACCCUGCUGCGUGCUGGUUUGCACAGCUCUUGUUCCUGGACAUCAAAGGUGGGCGCCGGGAGGGGACAGGGCGGCUCACUCUCCCCAGUUUCCUUCUGUGCCCGGGAAGCAAAGGUGGGCGCUGGGAGGGGGCAGGGCGGCUCACUCUCCCCAGUUUCCUUCUGUGCCCGGGAAGCAAAGGUGGGCUCUGGGAGGGGGCAGGGCGGCUCAUUCUCCCCAGUUUCAUUCUGUGCCCGGGAAGCAAAGGUGGGUGCCGGGAGGGGGCAGGGCGGCUCACUCUCCCCAGUUUCCUUCUGUGCCCGGGAAGCAAAGGUGGGCUCUGGGAGGGGGCAGGGCGGCUCACUCUCCCCAGUUUCCUUCUGUGUCCGGGAAGCAAAGGUGGUCGCCGGGAGGGGGCAGGGCGGCUCACUCUCCCCAGUUUCCUUCUGUGUCCGGGAAGCAAAGGUGGGCGCCGGGAGGGGGCAGGGCGGCUCACUCUCCCCAGUUUACUUCUGUGUCCGGGAAGCAAAGGUGGGUGCUGGGAGGGGGCAGGGCGGCUCACUCUCCCCAGUUUCCUUCUGUGUCCGGGAAGCAAAGGUGGGUGCUGGGAGGGGGCAGGGCGGCUCACUCUCCCCAGUUUCCUUCUGUGUCCGGGAAGCAAAGGUGGGUGCUGGGAGGGGGCAGGGCGGCUCACUCUCCCCAGUUUCCUUCUGUGUCCGGGAAGCAAAGGUGGGCGCUGGGUGCGCCAAGGGCGGCUCACUCUCCCCAGUUUCCUUCUGUGCCUGGGAAGCAAAGCUGGGCACUGGGUGCGCCAAGGGCGGCUCACUCUCCCCAGUUCAGUUCCUUUUGUGCUGUCUGGGUUUCUUACCAUGUGGAUAGGCUACCUGGACUAUUCCUUUACUUGUUGUUAUUUUUCUUUUUUGGUGGAAUUAUGUUUCCUUGCCGUUUUAAUGUUACUUAAAUAUUUUUAGGUAUUAUGCAUGAAUUUUCAUUCACCUCCUAUUAGGACACAUUCCUUCAUUCCUGAAGCUCCCCAGGAGGAGGGACCGUGUCCCAGUGUCUGCAUCCUGGGAAGCUUGCAGGUCUGAGACCAGAUGACCAGAGUUGCCACUGAGCUGCAGGAGCUUCCACUCUGGCUGACCUGGCCUCAGAACUCCGCAGGGUGAGCCACGUGGAGUCCACAUGGAUGGACAGGUGUGAGCACCAAACGGGCCAGUGCAGCUGCUGGUUCUAACACUUCUCAGAACCAUCUUUUUGCGCCUCUUGAAUGUGAUUCCAGAGACCCUGUGCUCAAGUCAAAGUUCUGACUCCAUUUCCUAUUUUCACGGUGAUUUUUUUCUAGCAUGGCAUUUUGAUUUCCUUCUAUUAAAUAUUUCUCAACAGAA